Molecule: messenger RNA, 1592 nt
Organism: Cylas formicarius (sweet potato weevil)
Lineage: Eukaryota; Metazoa; Arthropoda; Insecta; Coleoptera; Brentidae
Exons: 2
Coding region: 83-1288 (401 amino acids)
Source: RefSeq, a predicted model, not a curated record
CUCUAGGCGAUAAGCGUUAGUACCAGCCUUGAAAUACUCAGUCAUUAAUGUUCGUCUCCGCUGAUGUGAAUUUUUCUCAGUAAUGUCGGUCGUGAAGAUAGAAAAAUUGCAGGAUGUUGUUCGAGACUAUGUACGCGGAACCGUGUUGAGCCAGCAAACGGUCCGUUUGACUGCACCGGGUGAAAAUUAUGGUAGUGUUUUAUUAAAAUUGGACAUUAAAGUGCGCGACGGCGAUAAAGAAGAAGAAAUCCACGCUGUUGCUAAAUGUGUUCCUCCCAAUAAGUCCAUCCGGGAGAUAUUCAACACCAAAGCUACGUUCCCUAACGAAAUAGCAUGGUACACUACGAUUAUACCUACGAUGAUAAAGUUCCAGAGGGAUAACGGGGUGGAGGAUGUAAUCGAUUGUUUUCCUAAGUUUUACGGGGCCAGAACUAGUUUAGACCCUGAAGAGACUAUUGACGAACAUGGUUUGAUUCUGCUAGAAAAUCUGGCGGAAACUGGUUACAGGAACGAAAAUCGUUACGUAGGUUUUGACCUGUCGACAUCACAAUCCAUCAUCAAGAAUCUCGCCGCCUUCCACUCCAUUCCCAUCGCCAUUAAAUUAAGAAAUCUUGAGCUAUUCGAAACCAACAUCAAGAAAUUUUUGUAUGGAUUCGAAAACGUAGGACAAGUAGAACCUGAAGUUAAGCAAAUUUUCGAAGCACCUUUGAGAGUAAUGGAGGAGAUUACCGAAUUAGCUCAUUUAAUUCCCAGAGUUAAGAAAGGAAUGGCAGUUAACGCGUUUGUGAUCAGCGAUGUCAGAGAACCAUGGGCGACCACGCUACACCACGACUUUUGGAUGAACAACAUUAUGGUCAAACCUGGCGAUCCCCCCAAGUCGGCCAUAAUAGAUUUGCAGACCACCGUGUAUGGAUCUUUUGCUACAGAUUUGGUGUUCUUUCUGAUGACUUCAGUGGAAAUUUCGGUAGCUGAACAACAUUUGGGCAACCUGAUUGAUACUUACUAUGAAGAAUUUAUUAGAAAUCUUAGGCAAUUAAAAGUGGAUACAGAAAUUUUCAAUCGUGAAGCAUUCAUGAAGGAACUUAAUGUGGCGGCUGCCGGUCAGUUACCGCAUUGUAUCUUUUUCGCUGUGGUGAUGUGUGCAGAGAAAAAGAACGCACAGGAUACUACUACGGAAGAAUAUAACCACAUGAAAAAUUUAAAGGAGAUGAGCGGAGAGGAUACGGUCAGACACAGAAGGAGGUAUCGAUUCAUAGUUGAGCAAUUCGCCAAAAGAAAUUGGAUAUAAUCAAUAUGCUAUUAUACAGUACUAUGCAGUACGCUGCAAUUAUAGAGUACGAGACAUCUAAAAAAUGUUUAUAUCUUUAAAAAACGAUUUGUGUAAUUCGGUAAUUUUGUUAUGUUGUUGAUUGAAAUUAUUUUGAAAAAUUUUGGUUUGGAAUGAAUUAAUUAAAAUUUAAUUAGAAUAUUGUGAUUGUUUAUUGUAAAAAUUAGUGGAGGUCGGCUGAGAAUGACAUGGACUGGUAAAAUGAUCUAGAUCGGUUAUUAAUGUGUACACUUGCGUGAGGGUGCUGUAGAUUUAAUUAUCUACG